Branchiostoma floridae (Florida lancelet) is the source of this 1909-nucleotide messenger RNA. RefSeq lists its product as uncharacterized. The coding region runs from base 159 to 1892 and encodes 577 amino acids. The transcript has 2 exons. NCBI's taxonomy places the organism in Eukaryota, Metazoa, Chordata, Leptocardii, Amphioxiformes, Branchiostomatidae. The record is from RefSeq and is a predicted model, not a curated record.
GUUACCUUGUUUGUUGAUAUUGAAAUCAUAUUGACUUAUGAGGAUAAAUUUCUGUUGCGAUCGAUUUAUAAUCUCGCACUUUGGGUUUAAAAUGCAGCUCUGCGUAUCAAACCAAAUGGCCCUGUGUUAAAGGUUCUGAAUGACAGACGGGUACCGUGAUGUCGACCUCCUUCCAAGUUCGCUUCUCGGGGACUGGCCAUGGUGGGAAAACGGGCCACACAAGACUCGUCAUCAAUAAAGAUGAUGAUGAAAAGACGUCCAGGAAUGAAGGCUGUACAAGCCAGUGCUUCCAUCGAUUUACCCAAUGGACGAGUGGCUGUCUCAGCCGUCUCUCCCGAGGAGCAUUGCGCUGUCCCAAGACUUGUGGCCAAUGGGUAUGGGGUAACCGGUGGAUCCAGUGGUUUGGAACCAAUGUUUUCACACUUAUCGGUGCCGCUGCUUUCAUGCUUUAUAUCGUUACCUACUUGGUCUGUCUUGGGAACUGGUUAGAAAUAAGGAACUACCAGCACCCUACCAAUGUCUCGAGCAAUGACACCCACCUGGUCCUGUGUAACCCGGAAGAGGCUCAAAUCAUGCUACCCUACAUGCUGAUCAACUUCAUGGUGUACGCCCUUCCUUGGGUAGCUAUCGUACACUGGCAGGAGUACGGCAAUGCGGAGAAGCUAAAAACCUGGGAAGCUAAGUUCAAGGAGUUAUGCCGAAAUUCCGUAGAUUUUCGAGAAGAGAUUCGCGACUCGCGCCAUUUCUCAAUGUGCUUGCAUUUCUUCGUAUGCUUCAUCUUGAGUGAAGUGAACGGCAGUCUUAAAUGUGCCACCUGUCAUGGACAGAAAGGGCUGAAAUGGACCAUAAGUUACUUCGCUCACAGCGUUGACUACGACCUGUACUUUUCGGGGUGUUUCUUCGUCCAACUUACGUAUUUUACAGCACUUUUCAUCCCGUAUAUUCUCUACUGCAAGUACGCCACGGACCUUAUGUACGCCAUCGACUGUCGAAUCUGGUACCUCCGCUAUGUGAAACAUGAGUGGUUCAGUAAAAAGACGUCACCUUGCGAGAUACUGCAGAACGUCAACCCCAACUUGAGAAAAGAUGGUUGGCAUGCAGAGAUUGGAAGCAUCGCAAGCUUCUUCAUGACAAUGAUGAUCUGUGUGGCGUACAUCCUUGUCGUUGUCUAUUGCCAUAUCUACUUCUCAGCGAACCCUCCACUGUUAGACUGGACCCACAAUGUCACCCAAGUUCUUCACAACGCCGCCAUGCCGAUUAUACCGUUCUUGUUCAUACUGUCGAGUGCUUCAAGGCAUCAAGAAGAAAACGAGAACAUAGUUUCUGAGGCUGCUUCUGCAUAUGCAGACGCACGACUACAAUCGCUUUGCCAGAUAGACAACUAUACUGAUGCAGCAAAAUACACCCUUAAACAGUGGAAGGAGAUUGUUAAAGUUCUGAAUGACUCUAAAGCUUACGUGGUUCACUCUAACUUACUGAGCAGUCAUGUGAGCUCUCGCUCGGCCAUGUAUCUAACUGUGUUAGCCACCACAGCAGCGGUAGUGUGGCAAAUCGUACAACACAUCAACGACUUUAAAGUCGAUCGAGGAAUUGACGACGGAUUCAUAGAGGUUUAUUUUGUGACCAUCACCUCUGUGAUCCUCGUUGUUGUUGUGUUUGUUGUAGCUUGUGGCACAGGAAAGGAGUUUACUUUCUCAUAUUGUAACCGACGGCAUUGUGGUGGAGUUUGUUCUCACAGAACGAGAACAACGUGCAUGAUCCAAUGGCUCUUUACACUGCUGUUGUCAGUUUUAACUACAGUAUUAUUGUUUAUACCUUGGUACGUUGUUUAUAAGGGUACUAAAUGUAGAGUAGGGGGACCGACUACCGCCAACCCACUGUAUAACGCAUAAAGUUUUUGCAUUUUUAU